This is a messenger RNA of Periophthalmus magnuspinnatus, 2169 nucleotides long. It is a transcript of the gene spry2, whose product is annotated as sprouty RTK signaling antagonist 2. Gene Ontology annotation, biological process: negative regulation of Ras protein signal transduction; negative regulation of fibroblast growth factor receptor signaling pathway; negative regulation of MAP kinase activity. Bases 637 to 1545 code for a protein of 302 amino acids. The record is from RefSeq and is a predicted model, not a curated record. The transcript is spliced from 2 exons. Lineage: Eukaryota; Metazoa; Chordata; Actinopteri; Gobiiformes; Gobiidae. Gene Ontology annotation, cellular component: cytosol; membrane.
AUGGACGCUCUCGUGUAACCAAUGGGCUGAAUGCUCGUGUGUGCGCGUGUGUGCGUGUGUGCGAGUGUGUGUGCGAGUGUGUGUGAGUGUGUGUGAGUGUGUGUGAGUGCACCGGAUGCGAGAUAUCCGCUGUAACAACAAGCGCUCUGUUCCCCCUGCCGCCCUGACGCCAUUUACGCAGCCCAAAUCCCGACCUCCCUCUCCGGAAAGAAGAAAAAAAACACACACACGAGCGCACACACACGAGAAAAGUACUUGCAACUUUUGUGCGCAGCGCGGAUAAACUUGGAAAUCCUUCUACGUGUUCUUUGUCAGCUGCGUUUUCAACUUCUUGGACGCCAAUCUCGUGCGUAAUCGUUGAUGGUAGCUUUGGUUUUCGCCUCGUGCGCUUUCUCCUUCUUCUUCUACUAUUACUUCUUCUCACGCAAAGGAUUAAACGUUGGAGUCUUUGGAUGAAAACGCUGCAGAACUGAUUUGCCAAAUGGAUUCUAACACACGGCUUCCCUGAUUGACUUCCAGGAGUCAAAACGUGGUGACCAAAGUGGAUUAUUUUCACGUGAAAGGGAGGACAACGUGUCGAAAAGUACGGACUUCAGAUGUGUCCCAUGCCAGCCACAGAGGCCCUUCACUCCCAACAUGGAUCCCAGCAGAGUGAGCGAGAGAGAUGGGGGAGGAGGCCCCUCUGCAGGCCCCUCUCCAGGGGAGUCGUCUGUGAGCGAGGCGCGUGACCCAGGGAGAGCACCACCUCUCCCCCCUGACACCCGGGACACCUCAGAGCAGGGCUCCAGCAGCAGACAGCAGCCAGUGCUGUCUCUGGACCAGAUCAGAGUGACACGCAGCAGUAAUGAGUACACCGAUGGACCCACCGCACCCGCGCCCCGGCCAGGGGAGAGUGCAGAGGAGAGGCAUCAUAACCUGCGUAACCUCCAGUCCGCUCACUCCUCCAGCUCAGAGGACCUCCACAGCCCCAGGAGCAGCGGGAGCAGUCCGUCCUCAGGACAGAGGCUGCUGGGACAGUCCGGAGGCUCCGAGAUAAUCCGUGUGCAGCCCAAACGCCCGGAGCAGAGCCCAGAGGAGCUGAAGCCUCUGACAGAGAUCAGGACAGUGCAGGUUGUCCCAGACAGGGGCAACAGCACUCUGCACAAACCCUGGGACAGGUGUGAGGAGUGCGGGCGAUGCCGCUGCUCCGAGUGUGUGCGCCCGCGGGUGCUGCCGUCCUGUUGGUUGUGUGGACGCAGGUGUGUGUGCUCUGUCCAGAGCGUGGUGGAGUAUGGCACAUGUGUGUGCUGUGUCAAAGGCCUGUUCUAUCACUGCUCCAGCGAUGACGAGGACACGUGCGCAGACAAACCAUUCUCGUGCUCUCAGCCUCACUGCUGUGUGCGCUGGAGCGCUGUGUCCCUGCUGGCUCUGCUCUUCCCCUGUCUGCUGUGCUACCUGCCGGCUCGCACCUGUGUCAGCAUCUGUCAGAGCUGCUACGACAGGGCCCGCCGCCCCGGCUGCCGCUGCAAAGACUCUCACCUUGGUGCACAGGACAUGCCCACGUAGACCUUAAAUCUAGAGCUAAGCUAAUAUGUGUGUUCACCUGAACGCCUCACACAGGGCUGACCCUGCUAUGGUGCUUUCACUGACCAGAGCAGCACUGGUGAAAUAAGCGCUCCAUGUUCUACUGUUUUAUCCUGAAACACUUUGUUAACCAAGUGCCACACGUGUGUGUGACGUCCCACACGUUUAAUCUAUAACAGGGGCCUGUUACUAACCGUACAUGCAGAGGCUGUGCACAUUAGUCUGACAGAGGUUUUAUUUUUGUACAUAUAAUUCAUAUAAUACUUCGACUGUGAACCUUACUGCCACACAGAGGCACCUUGAGAAAUCCAUGUCUAUUUGAAUCAAAGUUUAUUCUUACGAUGUUUUACAUUCACUGAAUGUAUCAAUCAUUAUGUAAGUUACAAACAGCCCUUUGACUUGUAAAUUGUACAGCAACCUUUUAUGAAAUUUUAUUUUCUAAUUCCAAGAUUGCUUAGUGUAAAGUAAAAAGUCUAUAUUUAUUUGAAGGUUUAUUAUUUUAUAAUGAAGAUAUUUAUUUUGAGAAAGCCUUGUUUGUGUAGUGGCUGCAGAUGGAGACUUAGAGGACCAAUAUAUUAACGUUUGAAAUUAAACCCUAAAGUCUGA